Cannabis sativa is the source of this 1808-nucleotide messenger RNA. RefSeq lists its product as uncharacterized. NCBI's taxonomy places the organism in Eukaryota, Viridiplantae, Streptophyta, Magnoliopsida, Rosales, Cannabaceae. The record is from RefSeq and is a predicted model, not a curated record. The transcript is spliced from 13 exons. The coding region runs from base 65 to 1681 and encodes 538 amino acids. Gene Ontology annotation, molecular function: oxidoreductase activity.
UGUAAAUAUAAAUACAUAUGAAUGAACCAAAUAGGUGACCGUUUAAAGUCGUUACUUUUACACAAUGUCUUUAGUAACCAAUUGGAGACUCACUGUUACAGUGCCACUCCCACAAACCCUGAAAUCUUUCUACCCCAGAUAUGGAACCCGGGUUCGUUGUGUGGCUGAAGAAGCUUUGCCAGACCACAUUAAUGGAGGGUCAAAUGAGAAAAAGAGGAAGAAUAAGGUAGUUGUUGUUGGGUCUGGUUGGGCUGGACUUGGAGCCGCUCACCAUCUCUGUAACCAGGGGUUUGAUGUUACUGUUCUUGAUGGAGAUAAUGGUUUUGGUGGUCUUGAAGAUGUUGGUAUUCGAGGAUAUUGGAAUCCGUACAGAAACAUCUAUAGCCUUGUUGAUGAGUUGGGUAUCAAACCAUUCACCAACUGGACAAAAUCAGCUCAAUAUUCGGAGGAGGGACUUGAGGUUGAGUUUCCAAUAUUCCAAGACCUGCCUCAGCUGCCUACUCCCUUAGGCACCUUACUCUAUACCCAAUUUCUUCAGCUCCCAUUGGCAGAUCGAUUAACUUCACUUCCUUUCAUGGCAGCAGCUAUUGACUUUGACAACACAGAUACAGCAUGGAGAAAAUAUGAUUCCAUUACUGCGAGGGAGCUUUUCAAGCAGUUUGGCUGCUCGGAAAGGUUCUAUAAGAAAGUGAUUGGGCCAUUACUUCAUGUCGGUCUGUUUGCUCCAGCAGAGCAAUGUAGUGCUGCUGCAACUCUGGGAAUGCUGUACUACAUCAUCCUUGCUCACCAGAAAGAUUUUGAUGCGGUGUGGUGUCGUGGGACUGUUAGAGAAAAGAUUUUUGAACCGUGGAUUGACUCCAUGAAAGCAAAAGGAUGUGAAUUUGCAGAGGGUAGAAAAGUAACUGAUGUCUCCCUCAGUGAAGAAACAGGCUGUGUUUCAGCAGUAAUUUGUGGUAAAGAAAUAUAUGAUGCUGAUGCAGUUAUUUUAGCUGUUGGCAUCUCUACACUUCAAGAUCUUAUUAAGAACAGUGCAGUGAUGUGUACAAGAGAGGAAUUUCUCAAGAUUUUGAACUUAAAUACCAUUGAUGUACUAAGUGUCAAACUUUGGCUUGAUAAAAAGGUAGAUAUUCCAUAUGCAAGCAAUGCCUGCUCUGGAUUCGAUGCUUCAUUUGGAUGGACCUUCUUUCACUUGAAUGCAAUUCAAGACGAGUAUAAAGACAAUCCCGUCUCGGUAAUACAGGCUGAUUUUUACCAUGCCAAUGAGUUAUUGCCGCUGAAGGAUGAGUUUAUAGUUUCAAAAGCUAUGUCUUACCUCUCAAACAUAAUCAAUGGCUUGGAGAAUUGUACCAUUACACAGAAAGAGAUUAAAAGAUUUCCAAAAUCCUUGCCUCACUUCUUUCCUGGUUCAUACAAGUUCAUGACACGUAGUCCAACCUCUUUCCCAAACAUGUUCAUGGCCGGAGACUGGAUAGUAAACCGGCACGGUUCAUGGGCACAGGAGAAAUCUUAUGUGAGUGGACUUGAAUCUGCCAACCUUGUUGUGGAUUAUCUUGAACAAGGAAGCUUCGCUAAAAUUAUACCAGUUGAGGAAGAUGAGCCUCAUAUUGAAGCUCUACGCACCCUAAACAGAAGAAUUAAUGAACUUACAACCCAGCUUCCAUUAUCAGAUUAUUUUCUUUAGGAUAAUUUCAAAAAAAAUACACAUGAUAACAAAAAUUGUAAAAAUUCGAUUGUACGGAAUUUUAAAUAUUCUUACGUUUUUAUGAUUUUAUUUACAGAAAAUGCAGUAUUUUAAUGUUUUUAAGUUA